AUGUGUGCUCGGCAUGUGUACACCAACUGGAAAAAGAAAUAUGGUGGGGCUGUGUUCAAAGAUCUGUUCUGGGGUGCUGAUGAUGCUUACUACAUAGCACGUUUUGAGAGGCAGAUGGAAGAACUGAAGAAGAUUUCAGUCGCUACAUAUGAUGAUUUGAAGAUUUCUCAGUAUUGUUUGUGGUCAAGGGCAUUUUUCACAGAAUACUCAUCUUCUGAUGCUAUUGAGAACAACUUAGGGGAGCCUUUCAAUGCAGCUAUAAGGAUAGCAAGAACAAAACCGGUUGUGGAAAUGCUUGAAGAUAUAAGAAGAAAGGAUUACAAAACCAGUGAGCAAUCACAAAAAAGAGCUGAAGCUGAUAAGUGUAGGGCAAACUACACUUAUAAAUCAGUUGCAAAACUCGAAGAACAUAUUGAACUUGCAAAGAAUUGCAGUCCUUUGAGUUGUGGAUUAGGAGACUAUGAAGUUAGGUACUUCAAUGAUAAGUUUUUGGUGAAGAUGAGAGGUGACAUUUUUUGUAGUUGUAGGAUGUACAAGAUCGGUGGCAUUCCUUGCUGCCACAUUGUCUCAGCCAUGCGUUUAGAGAAAAAUGCUGACCAAGACCUGAAAACAUUUAUAUCUAAUUGGUUCACCAUUGAGAAACUGGAGAUAUGUUAUGCACAUCCUCUAAAACCAAUCAAUGGCAUGAACAUGUGGAAGGUAAUAACUAAUGUGAGGAUCAAUCCACCUCCGUUUAAGAAACCUCCAGUGAGACCACCAGCAAGACAUAAUAAGAUGUAUUGCAAGAAACAUCCUUUCUCAAAAUCACCCAAGAAUCGACCUGGAAGGCCACACAAGGAAGUAAUUCCACAUGUUUCAGCUGGUCUAUUUAUUCAUGCACCGGAAGGCACACUUGGAAGGAAAUGGUUUGCCUCUGCCUCACAGCCUGAACAUGACGUCCCAAGUCUCUCAUCGGGACUCCCAAAACGAGGGCCUGGAAGGCCUAGGAAAAAGCUCUCAGAAGGCGUCUACAUCAUCUCAUUUUGUAGUAUCAUAGGUAAUUUUUGGUUUUGA
Messenger RNA from Brassica napus (rape), 1053 nucleotides. RefSeq lists its product as uncharacterized. Lineage: Eukaryota; Viridiplantae; Streptophyta; Magnoliopsida; Brassicales; Brassicaceae. The coding region runs from base 1 to 1053 and encodes 350 amino acids. The record is from RefSeq and is a predicted model, not a curated record. The transcript is spliced from 2 exons. Gene Ontology annotation, molecular function: zinc ion binding.